Molecule: messenger RNA, 2260 nt
Organism: Diatraea saccharalis (sugarcane borer)
Lineage: Eukaryota; Metazoa; Arthropoda; Insecta; Lepidoptera; Crambidae
Source: the annotation of a GenBank genome assembly
AUGGAUGAAUGCGCGGUUUUUUCGCCCUUUUCCGCCGAUAACGGCCCACCUGCCCAAGGGAGCCAUACACUCGAUGAAAGAUUCCUGUAUUCCCAAACGGAGGUGCGAAGAGUGCAGUGGCAUCCCACGUCCUUUUCUCACCUAUUGGUUCUAGUCUCAGACAACACUAUCAGGUUAUACAACAUAGCACUCAGGUCGGGUCCGAAGGUCGUGAGGAUCUUCACUAUAGGACCGAAGCCGUGCAGUCUCCUAGCAGGAAAGACCAUCCUGGACAGCCUCGGCGACACCGGGGUGGACUUCACACCCACACCUGAUUCUGAUCAUCUCCUCAUAUUGAAAGGCAACGGAGAUGUCUACAUGAUGGAAUGUGAUGUGGAAACAAAAAGCCCUCAACAGCCGAAGCUGUCCGGUCCGCUGGCCAUGUAUCCCCCGGCGGACGACAACUACGGCACCGAGUCGUGCUCCAUCGUAGCGAUGGGCGGGGGGGACGCGCCGCCGCUUGUCGUAGUCGCCACGUGCUCUGCCGCGCUGUACCACUGCCUCCUACUGCCUACGGGUAUUGAUAAAGAAGAAGGAGACACCCACGCAUUGUACGUGGUGGAAGCUGUGGAGCUGAAUAUAAUGCUCGAUCCUGCUGACGAGGGUUUGCAAUAUUCUUACCCGGUCCAUUUAUAUCCGUGCACGAGUAACACCUACGCGUGCGUACACGCAGGCGGUGUGCACACUGUUACAUUACCGAUACUCGGACAUCUGAAGGAUUAUGCUCUCGCUGAUGAAAGUGAGUCGGAGACGGCUCUAUCGGCGAUGUGGUCCAAGCCGAGCGCGGCGCACCACCUCGUGUGCACGUGGGGCGUGGGCGGGGGCGGGGGCGGGGCGGGGGGCGGGGGCGGGGCGCGCCCCCCGCGCGGCGCCGUGGUGACGUCACCGCCGCUCGCGCGCGUGCUGCUGCUGUGCGCGGACGCCACGUUGCUGCCCAGGAUCAUAGAACCUUACGAUUUGGAAGAACAGUUGUAUAAAGAAUUACAACUAAAGAAUCCUUCGCUGGAGCAGGAUGAUCUCAACAGUUUACUUAAAGAGAGACAGAAACUGUCGUUCACCGGCAUCGUGCAGGAGAUCCUUAGCAGGGAGAUGUCUCAGCCGAUACUGAACCUCGACAAACACGACCCGCCAGAUCCCAAAGAAACUCUACAGUUCCUGAGUGCGGCCACGUUGAAACUCCGCACUGAGUAUAUGUGUCGGCAGCAACGAGCUAUGGAAGCCAUACAGAGGAAACUGCAAGCGUUACAUACUCUGCAUCAACAACACGCCACUUGGCUUCAUAAUCUGCAGGUAUUAUCCACAUACACACUAUAUUAAGAAGUCAGGAUGGGAUACACAUUUGAAACCUUUUAUUAAAUUGUACACUCAAUGGGAACCGUAUUUAUACCGUAUGCCGUAACCGUAUGUAUAGGAAUAAGACCUAAAUUGACUACGCAACACUUCAAGCACAUAUUACUCAAGUUCAAGUCUUGCACUUACCUAUCUAUGGAACCUUACUCUGUAGUGUCAAAGUCGAUUUUUUAAAUAUUUUAAAAUAGUAAAGUACGCAGGUAUAUUUUGAUUUUAUUCAAGUGGGAUAUUGUGUUUUAUCUAUUAUUAGUUUAAUGAAUAAAUAUUAUGUACAGAGUGACGUGAGCGAGGUGCAGUUGCAGUCGACAGUGUUGAAGGAGAAGUGUUUACUCGCCGAGAAACAUCAGGAUGACUUUAACUACAGGUGAGUUGUAAAUGAAUAAAAUAAUAUUUUUAAUAUAUAUAAGUGUAUGUGUAAAUAUUAUAGAAAUAUCUUUUUAUGUAUGUAUUUACUACAUAUUUUCUCGCUAAUGUUAUAAAACAUGUAUACCCCUUUUUCUCUUCAUCUCACGGUUGCCUGGAAGAAAUCUUUUUUUUUUUCUUUUAAAGUAUUAUUUUAUUUAUUUUUAAUUCUAGACUAAAUAUAGUCUGACGUGCUGUUCACUACCAACUUUAGUCAUAGUCAUAAUAUUUAUUGCUUCAUGUUGGUACACAUGUUAUUACAUAUAAAUUAUCCUCAACAUGUGUCCUGCAAGGACAUUGCAACAUACAUUGCUUCACAAAAUUACUAUUAAUACAUUCACAUAAAAUUUCAGUUGAAUCAUUAUAUUAAAAUAUUUAAUUUUAUUUUAUUAUAUAUAUAAAAUUAAUUAAUAAUAUUAAUGCAUAUUUUCUGUUAAACGAACAGUUUGCCGAUGUCCGUAGCGUUUAC